AUAUAUAAUGGCUUGGACCAAAAACAGAAACAGAAGAAUAGAACAUUGAAUUAGAAUCUGAGUAUUUUGUCACCAAGGAUUCAAUUAGCAGCGACACAAUUCAGACAAGAAUCUUCGAGGCAAAGGUCCCAUUUCUCUGAUUCAGCAAAGGUUGUAGAGAAUCAUAUACCCUAAAAACAGUUUGGGAGAAAGAUAUGACGGGCUAACUGAGUGAAACCACUUCGACUAUUUAGAAGUUCGAGUGUUGUGGUGGAAAACCAUAGCGAAUUUGGUUAAUCAUGUGGCCUUCAUAUCUGCUGUUUAACAAGAGGGAAGAUGUAGAAGCAUCAGAUGGUGAAAAUUCUGAUUUGGUAGAAUCAUACCCAUUUGAACAGUCACCGAGAGAUGGCAAAUGCCGUCUUUCUGCCUUGCCAUGCUCACACUUUGUUGAAGUCCCACACAUAAACCAGCUAUAUUCUUGGGAUUGUGGCCUCGCCUGCGUUCUGAUGGUUUUUAGGACCGUUGGCAUUGAUAGCUGCGAUAUUCAGACAUUGGCAGAGCUUUGUUGCACAAAUAGCAUUUGGACUGUUGAUCUAGCAUAUCUGUUACAAAAGUUCUCUAUUAGUUUUUCCUACUACACAGUAACAUUUGGAGCAAACCCAAACUAUUCUGGCGAGACAUUUUACAAGGAGCAAUUACCUAAUGAUUUGGUGCGAGUUGAUACACUAUUUCAAAAAGCACUGGAAGCUGGAAUUAGGAUAAAGUGCAGGUCAGUCAGUCGAGAAGAAAUUUGUUUCUUGAUUCUCUGUGGGAAAUACAUUGCCAUAGUACUGGUUGAUCAGUAUAAGUUGAGCCCAUCUAGUCAGGACAAUGUUUUUAUUUCAGACCGUUGUGGGAGCAACUCUGAUUACACAGGUCAUUAUGUGAUAAUUUGUGGGUAUGACACUGCUACGGAUGAGUUUGAGAUUAGAGAUCCGGCCUGUUCAAGGAAACGUGAAAAAGUAUCGUCAACAUGCUUAGAAGCAGCCCGUAAAUCCUUUGGUACUGAUGAAGAUCUUCUCUUGAUCUCUUUGAGGAAGAGUAGGAAGCCAGAUAGCCCCUCAAUACAACUUUCUCGGAAUGAUAAUAUUAAUUCCUGACAUGUAUUAUUGGUCGAGAAGAAAAGCAUAUAUCACAGGUUCUUCGUGUACAGCAUGUCUUACAAAGCAGAGAAUUAUUUGUCUGUUGAUAAAUAUCCCAUUAUGGACCAGCCGAUUUGUGACGCUUGCACAGCAAUUAUACAUACCAAUUAAUUGUAUGCCAUGUAACUUGUAUCAACUUUAUACCAUCUCCAGCGACAGAUUCUUAAAGCUCCAUAAAUUAAGAUCACAUGAUCUUUCCUGGUUUGCUGUCA
Rosa chinensis is the source of this 1372-nucleotide messenger RNA. Its product is annotated as guanylyl cyclase 1. Lineage: Eukaryota; Viridiplantae; Streptophyta; Magnoliopsida; Rosales; Rosaceae. The coding region runs from base 279 to 1118 and encodes 279 amino acids. The record is from RefSeq and is a predicted model, not a curated record. The transcript is spliced from 10 exons.